Messenger RNA from Porites evermanni, 2171 nucleotides. The record is from the annotation of a GenBank genome assembly. NCBI's taxonomy places the organism in Eukaryota, Metazoa, Cnidaria, Anthozoa, Scleractinia, Poritidae.
AUGAUAAGCUUGAUUGGAAAAUGGAUCUACACAGAAAAAGAAGAUACAAACCUGUCUCAGGAAUGUUCCGUUGGGGAGUUAGAGGAUGGUGAUUGGCUGUUAGUUGAUGUGGAAUUGACCGAUGACGACGCGGCAUUUUUGAAAGAAUACGUAGUGGUUCCAUGUGUUGCGCAAAAGACUCAGGAUGUCGAAGAACCGCUGCUGUUCAAUGCAGCACGCAAAAGCGUUAACAAAUCGAACGUGGAGAAGCGACAAAAGUAUUUUCAUGGAAAGAUGGUUUGUCGCAUGUUUCCAAGGAAGAUGGUACGACCAUAUAAGGUUGAGCGUUCGUUAAAGCACAAGGAGGAUGAUCUUACUUCGUGGGAUGACGGACGAUUUCAACGGUCUAACCACUGGAUCGAAAUGAUGUCGUUUAAAAUACCACCGCCCCUGUGUACACCGGGAAAGAUUCUACCUGCUCGAGUUAAUGUUAAAAGGUGGGAGAUUCUGUACUAGCGUAAAGUUCGGAAAGUAAUGACCCUCGUUAUUUUCAGAUUUAGCAGCCUUUCCUUAUAGCUACUUUGGGAACUUAACGGUAGUUAAGAGUCCCGUUUUUUUUUUUUUAUGGAUGUUCCGGAUAAAAGGGUUAUCCAUCUAUCCCAGCUACCCUGGGCUAGCCAACGUUUCGAUGAUUUAACGCCUAACACUUUUAAAUAAUAAACAAAAAGUUGCCUCAGCUAGGAGGGUGGUCCACCUCGCUGGGUCACCCUUGUUUAUGGUAGGACCGAGGUCGGACCGGCUUUUCUCGAUGUAAACCCUUUGGCUCGCCCAGCCGGGUCAACACGAUCAAGAUGAGGCUAUCAGCGCAUGCACGAGCGCUAGCUAUUUUAGACAAUUAGAGCUUCAGCAAGCAUUGAUAACUGUUUGCGCAAUUGUUUGCGCGCCUGACAGAAAUGAGUUAAUGAACAGAUGAUAAGCGCUGGAAUUUUGUACAAAGAUACUGUUUGAACAAGUGCCAUCACACUGACGGAAGGUGACAAAGACACUACACGGCCUAGCCUGAGAGCAACCUCUCCCUUUGGAGUGGCGAGCAAAGCGAGCCGCACGAGGCGCGACAGCGCGUGACUUCUCAUGCUUGACUCUCCCAAAGGGAGAGCUUGCUCGCAUUAAUUUUCAAUUCACUUAAUUGCUAUUACAACUGCGACGAUCAAGUCUUUAUUUAAAUCUGUAUUUCAUUAUCCCGACAUCAUCAUUUUGUUAAACAUUUUAACUUUUCGUAAAAUUUCAUUUUCAGCAUCAAGUCACCACUUAUGGUAUCGAUGAAAACUUGCGAACAGGUAUUUACACCAACAAAGAUCCAAGACCCAAACCUAUUUGUUGAGGACCUCAACACCUGUAAAUCUCUCGUCAAAUUUGAGCCUUCGCCUGUGGAGCAAUUCCUAUGCGACGUCGACAAAGUUACGCGAAAACGAACUUUUCAUUUUGUGGCUGGUAUCGGACAGCAACGGCAGCUACCACUGUGUUUGACACUGACCGGUGAUUAUGUCUACGAUAUGAUACAGGUGUCGCUUAGAAAGCGGCGUAAGUCCGCUAUAGAUAUCACAAAUGGACCGCCCAUUUCUGAAUCGAUUUCUUCAUCUGAGCCGCCCAGUUCUGAAUCAAUUGUUUCACCUGAGCCUGCGAGUACUCCAAAACCUCUGUUAGCUCUGGAAUGGCAACCAGAACCACAACAGGAAUGGCCACCGGAUUUUGAAGCUCUUCUUGAAGACGAGGACGAGGAGAGUUGGUUUGGAAACCCCACGAUGUCUGUGAUCAGCGAUAUCUGCGAGCUGACUUCGAAGUUGGGAAACCGCGUGCCAAAGACUGCUAUGUUUCUGUGGGCUCAGUUUAUGCACCUGAUUUCCUGCAGCAAGAAGUUCCUUUCUUGCGAAGGAAGCGAAGACCAAGGGAGUAACUCUGAGGAAGUAUUACGCGAACCUCCUCGGGGAUGUUACUUAAGCUUGUACUGUAAGGACUUUAGUGAGGAAAGGAGCCGCGCCGUGGCGGAUAAGAAGACUAAAAAGCAGGACACCAAAAGAAACCUAAAACGCACCCAUGGGGCUCUUGUUGAAAAGUACCACAACAACACCAACCGAAGGAGGGCCAUGGAUUCCAGGCGGUUCCAUCGGGGCGGUGGCAGAAGAGGAUGUUGA